GCGGGGCGGCCGCGACUGCAGCGCGCAGGGCAGCGCGCAGCGCAGGGCCGCGAUCCGCGCAGGGCUCCGCGCAGCGCAGCGGGCCGCGGAUGCGGAGAUCGGGGCGGCCGAGGAGCCGCCAUGGGCCCCCCCGGGCCCGGCCCUGAGCCCUGCCCUGCCCAGCCCAGCUGCGCCGUGGCCAUGUCCGGAGGGGCGAGCCCGGCCCCGGCCCCUGGGAGCCGCCGCUUCGUCUGUGUUGGUGUCCCAAUUAAUGGAUUCUGACAUGGAUUAUGAGAGGCCAAACGUAGAAACCAUCAAGUGCGUCGUGGUCGGGGACAACGCGGUGGGCAAGACGCGGCUCAUCUGCGCCCGCGCCUGCAACGCCACCCUGACCCAGUACCAGCUGCUGGCCACCCACGUGCCCACGGUGUGGGCCAUCGACCAGUACCGCGUCUGCCAGGAGGUGUUGGAGCGCUCCCGGGAUGUGGUAGAUGAUGUCAGCGUGUCCUUGCGCCUCUGGGACACUUUUGGUGACCACCACAAGGACAGGCGGUUUGCCUACGGCAGGUCCGACGUUGUGGUUUUGUGCUUCUCCAUCGCCAACCCCAACUCCCUGCACCAUGUGAAGACCAUGUGGUACCCGGAGAUCAAACACUUCUGUCCCCGCGCCCCCGUCAUCCUGGUGGGCUGCCAGCUCGACCUGCGCUACGCCGACCUGGAGGCCGUCAACCGAGCCCGGCGGCCCCUGGCCAGGCCAAUUAAACCUAAUGAGAUUCUCCCCCCGGAGAAGGGCAGGGAGGUGGCCAAGGAGCUGGGGAUCCCUUACUACGAGACCAGCGUGGUGGCCCAGUUCGGCGUCAAGGACGUGUUUGACAACGCCAUCCGCGCCGCGCUCAUCUCCCGCCGCCACCUGCAGUUCUGGAAGUCCCACCUGCGCAACGUGCAGCGGCCCCUGCUCCAAGCCCCCUUCCUGCCCCCCAAACCCCCUCCUCCCAUCAUCAUCGUCCCAGACCCCCCUUCCAACAACGAGGAGCGUCCGGCCCACCUCCUGGAGGACCCCCUGUGCGCGGACGUCAUCCUGGUGCUGCAAGAGAAGAUCAAAAUCUACGCACACAAGAUCUACCUCUCCACCUCCUCCUCCAAGUUCUACGACCUGUUCCUCAUGGACCUGAGCGAGGAGGACCAGCAGAGCGCGGCGGCGGGGCACGGGCACGCCGAGAGGGUGCUGCACCAGGAGGAGAGGCACCACGGGCGGGAUUUCCUCCUGCGGGCCGCCAGCUUCGACAUCUGCGAGAGCGCCGAGGAGGCCGGACCCGGCCAGCGCCAACCGUGCCUUAGAGCCUCCACCAGUGACGGCAUCCUGCGGGGGAACCGCUACGAGGGCGGCGAGCGCGGGCUGCGCCGCGGCCGCAACCUCUCCUCCUGGAGCCGCGCGUUCGCCAGCAUCCAGGAGGAGAUGGCCGAAGACCCGCUCACCUACAAGUCCAAGCUGAUGGUGGUGGUGAAGAUGGACGCGUCCAUCCAGCCAGGUCCUUUCCGCGCCGUGCUCAAGUACCUGUACACGGGGGAGCUGGACGAGAAGGAGCGCGACCUGAUGCACAUCGCCCACAUCGCCGAGCUGCUGGAGGUGUUCGACCUGCGCAUGAUGGUGGCCAACAUCCUCAACAACGAGGCGUUCAUGAACCAGGAGAUCACCAAAGCCUUCCACGUCCGCAGGACCAACCGCGUCAAGGAAUGCCUGGCCAAGGGGACCUUCUCAGACGUCACCUUCGUGCUGGAUGACGGUGCUAUCAGUGCCCACAAGCCCCUGCUCAUCUCCAGCUGCGACUGGAUGGCCGCGAUGUUCGGCGGCCCCUUCGUGGAGAGCUCCACCAACGAGGUGGCACUUCCUCACACCAGCAAGAGCUGCAUGCGGGCGGUGCUGGAGUACCUGUACACGGGCCAGUUCAGCUCCAGCCCCGACCUGGACGACAUGAAGCUCAUCAUCCUCGCCAACCGCCUCUGCCUGCCGCACCUGGUGGCUCUCACAGAGCAGUACACGGUCACUGGGCUGAUGGAGGCGGCGCAGAUGAUGGUUGACAUCGAUGGGGACGUGCUGGUGUUCCUGGAGCUGGCUCAGUUCCACUGCGCCUCCCAGCUCGCCGACUGGUGCCUGCACCACAUCUGCACCAACUACAACAACGUCUGCCGCAAGUUCCCCCGCGACAUGAAGGCCAUGUCGGGAGAGAACCAGGAGUACUUCGAGAAGCACCGCUGGCCGCCGGUGUGGUACCUGAAGGAGGAGGAUCACUACCAGCGGGCGAAGAAGGAGCGGGAGAAGGAAGAUUACCUGCACCUCAAGCGGCAGCCCAAGAGGCGCUGGCUCUUCUGGAACGCCUCCUCCUCCCCUUCUUCCUCUCCUUCGUCGUCGGCAGCCACAGCCUCCUCCUCCUCCUCCUCCUCCUCCUCCUCGGCUGUGGUUUGAGAGCCCCAGCGAGACGGGGAGGAGGAGGAGGAGGAGGAGGAGGAAGGGUGGGAUGCCCUGCCCCAGCGCCAGGCACACGUGGAGCGGCACAAGCCCCGCGGCGCAGGCGGUGGCCACUGGGGAGGGGCUCGGGGCCACUGGGGAGGGGCUCGGGGCCACUGGGGAGGGGCUCGGGGCCACCUCCCGGAGCCCUGCAGAGCCCGAGCAGCAGGAGGAGCUCCCAGCUUGCAGCAGCACGAGGGGCUGUGCCGUGCUUUCGGAGCUUUUGUUGGAAAUCGGUUUUGUUUUUCGGGGGCAGCAUGGGAAAGAAGACAAAGAAAAAGAAGAAGAAGAAGGAGAGACAUGUCCUGCUUCCGUUUGGGUCUGGAGCCAGAAGCUCUGGGGUGUGGUUUGGGUGUCUGAUGGCAUCUCAAGCACCUGGAGCCACCCUGGGGGUCCUGCACCCCCUGCACUCACAGGCACAGGGCAGGGGACCCUGGUCCCCAAAGCCACCAGGCACUGCAGAAUUCCCCCUACCAGCGGGGUCUGUCCUCAUUCAGGGCACGGAGGGGAUCAGAAUCCUCUCCUCCCUGUUCUUAACUCUUUGUUUAGAUAGAAAAAGCAAAAAAAAAAAAAAAAACCCCAACCCAAUCCCACAGCAGAAACCACCCCUGAGCCCUGGGCUUGGGGUUUCAGCCCUGAGGCUCCAUGGUAAUAAAUGGUGUUUUGAAAGCCCGGCGUGGUCCCUGUGUGUGUGGGAGGAGCUGCUGGACAGGCUCAUCCUUGUGGCAGCUUUGGGGUGAUGCCACCACCCCCCUCCAGCGCUCCUGGCACGGGCAGGGACAGAGGGACCCAAACCCCUGCUGUGACACCAGGUGGCUUCUCCAUCCAGGUGGCUUUUCCUGUGUCCCAAAGCUCCUGCAGGGGAUGGGGAGAAGCUCCUCAGAGCCCACCCCUGCUGCUGGAGGAGCACCUGGAGGUGCUCCCAGCGCUGCCCCCUCCUUUUCCACACAGCUCCUCUUUUCCUGGAGCACCUUGGAGCCUCCCACCCCACCCUCAGCCCCGGUGUUCUCACCCUUGGAGCAGGUAGGACCACGAGUUUCUCUCUUUUUCUCACAGCUGGGCACUCACUGACACUUCAGAGCCCUGCAUGUGCCUGGCUCAGGGGGCACAGGCAGAGACCCCUGGGCACAAACCCUCCGGGCAGAACAGCCCUUAAAAAAAUAAAAUAAAUCCCCUCAGCAGUGCAGGGGCUGGAGAGCAGCUCCAGGGGUGUUUCUGGGGGGUUUGAGCAGAGCCCUUUUCUCACUAAGCACUGCAUGGAUUUGCAACACAGCUACUGCUACACACAGAGCCCUGGCUGGGUGGUGCCACCCCCAGAGGGACAGAGGGACAGGGUCACCCCCCUGCUGUGGCAGGGGACUCUGCUCUAGGGUAAAUAAAGCCCAGGGUGGGUGCUGAGGGCUUUCCCUGGCAGAAAAGACCCCUGGAGACCAUUCCUGGUGGGAUAUAAAUAAUUCCUGUGGGAAUAAAUAGUUGCUGGGGUGGCUGAGCAGGGCUGAGUGCUGGAGCAACUGGUGUCCACUGGGACCCUGGUGACCACUGAGACCCUGGACAGGCCCUCACCAGACUUCUGGGGGGAGAAAAAAAAUCAAACUAGACAAGAAAAUCUGAAAGAUUUUUUGUUUGUUUGUUUUUAAAAUGUUAACUCUUCCUUCAUAAACACAGAAAUGUAAAAAACUGGAAAAUAGAAGACUGGCUGGGCCAGAGCUCUGUACAGAAACACACAACCAUGCUUAAUAAAAAAAAAAAAAACAAAAAACCAAAACAUGAUAUUUUUAUAUACAUUUUAAGUUAAUAUAUGUAAAGUUUACACUUGCUAAAUAAAUAAAAUAUACAAUUUUA
Oenanthe melanoleuca is the source of this 4327-nucleotide messenger RNA. It is a transcript of the gene RHOBTB2, whose product is annotated as Rho related BTB domain containing 2. Bases 251 to 2443 code for a protein of 730 amino acids. The transcript has 10 exons. The record is from RefSeq and is a predicted model, not a curated record. Gene Ontology annotation, molecular function: GTP binding; protein binding; GTPase activity. Gene Ontology annotation, biological process: small GTPase-mediated signal transduction. Lineage: Eukaryota; Metazoa; Chordata; Aves; Passeriformes; Muscicapidae.